CUAACACUACACCAAUGUGAGUUUUAGAGUGUUAUUCAUAUAAGUUUACAACAUUUUGUGAAAAAUACUGGAAGAAAGAGGAAAUAAACGCUUAGAGAUGGACCUCACUAGAAUAAAAGAACUGGCAACAUUAAUUAAAAAUUAUCAUCGUCAAUUGUUAGAGCAAGUCAGGUUUGUGGAGUGUGGAAACACGCACCAAAUAGCAGAAUCAUUUGAUAGAAACUGUCUUGAACUUUUAGAAGAACUCCAGCGACUAGAGGGCAAAGUGGAACAAAUCACUGGAAGUAAUACACAAUUUAAGAAUUACCGCCAACACCAUAUAUCGUAUGUACAGCCACAAAAGGAACAAAUCACUCAAGGUAACACAAAAGUUGAAAGUCAGGACAAAGCUAUAAAACUGGAUGUACCACCAAGAAAGGAUAAAAUUACUGCAACAAAAGAAGACCAAAACGAAAAGAACAGAAGGAAAACAGGAAGGAUAAAUAAGAAAUUUAAAAAACGCCGUGGGACAACUGAUAAAGGAAAAGAGUACGAACUGUACUUUCUCGCACAUAUGGCGCUCAAACUUACUGAAAAUGAUAACAUAAAUAAUUUUCUGAUAUCGUCUAAUAACGAAGAUUUCGGCGAUUUUGACGAUGUUGUUUUGGAAUUAGAAAAUCCUAGAGAAACAUAUGCAAUACAACUAAAACAUGUACAAAACAAAAAGUGUAUAACUAUAGGUGAUCUUACGACGACAGCCCCAAAGGCAAAUUUUGCGAUAAAAAAAUAUUUUGAAUCGUUUAAAAAGGAAUCCGCUUUGCGCAAAUGCAAAUUAUUUUUGAUGACGAAUGCUGAAUUUGGGGUCCAAGGCACCUUUUCCAUAAAAACAGACGCACAAGAGAUUAACAUAGAAGUGAUUGAAUCGGUUUGCCCUCUAGACAUUAUGAACAUAUCGCAAAAAGGAAAAUGCUAUCAGUUUAAAAUUUCAGAAAAUAAUGAUAUACAAGAUUUGACAAACGAAGUGUGUGACUAUGAAGCUUUCUUCGAAAAUUUUUUCAUCUAUUCGAAACAACUCAACUUGGAUGCAUUACAAAAAACAAUCAAAUCAGAAUUUGAUAAACUACUGGUUGCUGAGACUGCAAACGACGUAUUUCUGCAAUAUAUACACUUUGUUGAAAACUGGAAUAUGGUAGAAAGCGAAAAGGAAAAACUCGACAAAACAAUGAUGGCACGAUUGUUGGCUCUUCAGAUAGCGACUCCUUCAAUUUGCGCUAUAUCCUUCGAAACGGUAAACAUUAAUCUAGAAAAUGCCAAGUAUCUACAGCAGGCAAUUUCUAAAUUUCAUUUGACAGUUUUUAACAGUGAGUCGUGCGAAAACGUACAAAGUCUUUGGAGUAAUUUAAAGGAUGAGUUUGACAGUAAGGCCAUUAAUGAAUUAAAUGACGAAAGGAAGAGAUACCACAUUAAAACAAAAUAUGUAAAUAACAUAAGCGAGCUGAAUAGUAUUAGCGGUAUCGAAUGGGCUAAACUACUUUGGUUGAUGAACAAGUGUCCUUUAAUUUUGAAAGAAAGUUCCUGUGCUUACAAAGCUAUCAAUAUCUGUAAAGAUCGAUCGUUCGUAAUGGUUGCAAAAAAUUUUUCCAAGAAGGAAUUAAACGACGGUUCAAUUUUUCUACAGUUAUCAAGUAUUGAAGAUGAUAAUGAUUUGACAAAUUUGAAGACGAAUUUAGAGUGUCGGUUCAAAAGUCAAACAAUCAAGUUAGAAGAACUUACUGAAGGUCAUAAAGGAUUCCAGCGGUUCAUAUCCACAGACAUAUUGUUGGAAAUGGUUCAGGGUCCUUACGAGGUUAAGGAAUUAGAAGACACUGCUCAAAAUCUGCCACUAGAAACGUGGAGGAGAUAUGUUAGUAGAUCUUUGACUAGAAAUUUUGUCGAUUACAAGUAUUUAGAGAACAUCAGGCACGAUACGAUGGUUUUAAUCACUUGCGUAGACGACGAAAGAAUUCUUGUACUUAAGAAAAUGCUUAAAUUAGCAGAUAAUGUUGACUACGAUGACGAUCAGUAUGUUAUCUUUUCUAAUAAAAAGUGUAAAGUUCUCAACUAUAAACCCACGAUAUAUGUCAGCCAUGAAGAAUUUUCCAGUCAACAGUUUCGGAAUAUUUGUGAAGGUACAAGCAACGUAAGAAAUUGCCACCAUUUCAAGUUAGAUAACCAAGAAAAUAAGUUGGAGUGGAUGGCAACAAAAGGUGAUAUUUCUGCGUUGCAACAAUAUCGUAUUCAAAGCAAUCGAGAGAAAAAUAUUCCAGAGUCCGAACUACCUCAGCUACACACCGAAAAUAAUGUGCACAUAAUAGCUGACGAACCAGGAAUGGGGAAAACAUACUUUUUGAAAAAAUUAAAAAAAGAUGUUUCAAAUUUUGCAAUCAUUAUAACUCCCAAAGAUAUUUCACGCUUUUACUCUUCACGUCAAAAUAAGAGUCAAAUUUCAUUCAAAGACUUUUUGCUAAAAUCGAAGUUUCACCUUCGUGGAAAUUUUGAUAGUUAUUUCCUAAAAUUUUUGGCAAAAAAUGGACGAUUUUUGUAUCUGUGGGACGGCUUAGAUGAAAUAUCAGAAGCACGUUUAAAUGGAGUCAUUGAUGUCAUUCUAACAAUUUCUAAAGGUUCUUCGUUACAGUGGAUAACUUGUCGAAUUCAUUUAGAAAAACUGCUUGAAGAGAAACUCGGAGUUCUAUGUAAACGAAUAAUUCGGCUAAACGCUGACCAACGACAGCAAUAUAUGAUGAAGAGUUUAGAAAAGAAAUGUUCAGCAAAGACCUUCGAGGAAAUAUUAGAAAAAAUCGCGUUCACUGGACACGGGGAAAUAUUUGGAAAUCCCUUGCAGCUAUUUAUGGUAGUUACAUUACUUGAAAAUAAUUUCGAUAAAUAUGUCACGAUGUUAGACCAUUUUAAAAUCAUCACCAAUCUCUAUCGAUAUUUUGUUGAUGAAAAAUUUAAUUUAUGUAAUAAAGAAAAAGCCGAACUGAAAAUUUUAGACAAUUCUUUUCAGUGUCAAAUUUCUCAAGAUGGCAAAAAAGCUAGAACGAAAGAUUAUCAAGCUGCAGCCCUCAAGAUCCUUUUAGAUGAAAAUAUGUUCAAUCAGCUUAAUCUCAACUGCGAUGAUUUUUUAUCAGAUGUUGCUUCAAAAGGAGACUACGCUGGAUUUAUAAAUAGUGUUACAGAAAGCAAACAUCCUACAUUUGUGCACAAUUCUUACGCCGAAUAUUUCGCGGCUGAUUAUCUAGCCAGGAAUCGCAAAAACUUCGAAUUUAUCAUUUGUAAGAUUAAACAUGACAACGUUCGUUUGUUCUUCGACAUGAUGUUAGCUCAUAAUCGUCCUGGCCACAUAGCAGUCUUAUAUCAAGAUUUGGAAGCUUUGAAGCAAUACGACUGUGAAGAACUGUGUAAAAAAGAUGACGAAGGAAGAAAUGCUUUAGAACUAGCUUGCACUUGGGGACAACGAUAUCCUGUUCUGCGGGUUAUAAAAUCAAAUAAGACAUACUUAGUUGAGGAUUAUUCAGAUUAUAGUCACGAAACCAAUCAGAGACAUGAAGGAAUCUUAAAAUAUUUAUUAAGUCAGUUCAGGGUGAAAGAUUUGCUUGAAAUGAACUGUUUUUCUUGUGCGCAAAAAUACGAGUGCUUAUUUGUCCUCGCCACGAUAAUCAAAACAUGCAGAAUUAAGUCCACCACACUAAGUGACAACACUAUUUGCAGUAUUUUAUACUAUUGUGUAAAAUAUGAACGAACGGAUUUUAUCAAUCUAUUGGAGAAGAAUGAAGAUGUUUUAAAGAUCGUUUCAUCUGCAAAACAUUGGCUAUUUUUGGCUUGUCAAAACGGAGACGAAAAACUUGUAAGAAUUUUGCUACACUUUGGAAUCGACUUGAAUUGUGUGGAUGAAGAAGGUCGGACGCCUCUACAUUUAGCUGCAUCUAGAGGGCACGAACGUAUCGCACAGAUUUUACUGGACAAAGGAGCCAAACUUGAAACUCUUUGUGAAAAUAAAAAUACUUUGCUUCACGCAGCUUGUGAAAGUGGUAACGAAGUACUCGUGGAAGAUUUGCUAAAACGCGGAUUGAACAUAGAUGCAUGCAAUUCCGACGAUCUCACACCCCUUCAUUUGGCAUGUCAAAACGGCUUCGAAGGAGUAGUGAAGGUAUUGAUUAGUAACAGAGCUAACCCCAGUGCUACUGAUAAACAUGGUCGAACUGCACUCUAUAUAGCUCUGCUCGAAGACGAAGACAAAAUUGUCAAUUUGUUGAUUGAAAGUGGAGUCGACGUCAAUGCAGUAAGCGAAGAAGGUAGAACGAUAUUACAUCUAGCAUCCCAAAAUGGUCACAACACAGUCGUCCAAAAAUUGAUGUCUCUUGGCGCAGUUCCAAAUUUCACUGACAAAAACGGUUUGACGCCGUUGGGUCUGAGCUAUCAACAGUCACACGAAGAAACAAGCGAACUACUUUUUUCUCUAGGUGCAAGGAUCAAUCCAGUAGAAGAAAACGGCAACUUGUUGGUGAGCAAUGGAGAAAAUUUUGAACACAGGAUUAUGAAGAAACCUGGAAUUACUCUGCCAGUUGCAAUGUCUGAUAGUAACUUCAACGACAAGACGACGCCGGCUAGAAACUAUAGACACAUGGCUAUUGGUGAUGUCAUAAUAGAUAUGAUGAGCAACGAUAAAAUAAAAGAUUUCCGUAUUUCUCAGAAAAAUGAUGGCCUUGGCAUAUUUGACGAUGUAAUCAUUGGAGUUUGUAUCGAUAACAGAAAAGAAACAUCAGCAAUGCAUCUAGAAUUCAGUGGCCAAAGUACUUUAAUUCUCCAACAACUUACAAAGAAAAAUAGUAACAUUAGUCUCCACAAAUGUUUUGAUUCUUUCCAACAAAUGCAAAGCACCACACAAGAAUUUAUAUUGUUCGUGGAUUGUCAGUUUAUAACUACGGACAACGAAAUGUUUCAACUAGAAGGUGAAGAGUUUUACAUAAAAUUUAAUAAGGUUACAGUGCAAGGCAGUGCGAGAAUAUUUCGCGAUAUGACCCACUGUUACAAACUGCGGAUCGUAGAACACGAACAGAAUCAGGAAAAUUAUCCAAAAAUUGAAAAAUAUAGGUCAUUUUUUGAAAAGUUUUACAUUUACACUUGUGAGACGAAUUUUGACAAUCUUUAUAAAGCUACAGUAGACAAAUUUUCAAAAAUAUUUAACUGCAACAAAGACAUUUUUGAGAAAGUCCUUCAAAUAAUAUCAAACUGGAAUGAGGAGAAAACGGGAAAACUACAAUUGAACAAGAAAUUUGUCCAACGCAUAAUUGCGUUGCAACUACUCACUGCUCAUAUUGUGCCUAUAACUGAUGGUUUAGUCAGUGACAAAAUGCGUAUUCUUCGAAACGCCAUUAGCACGUUCGACGUCACACUCUUCGAAAAUAGAAACAGCGACGUAAUACAACAACUCUGGGGUGAUGUGAGCAGCCAAAUCAGUGGAGUAGAAGAACUGAAUAAAAUUAGAGAAAUCUAUCAACUUUCUUCUGAUUAUAUCGACCCUGUCGACAACUUAGAUCGAAAAAUUUUAGCGCAGCUGCUGUGGCUGAUGAACAAAUGUCCGCUGAUCGUAAAAGACCAUGAAAAUGUGACCAAAGUCGUUCAGUUUUGCAGUGAUGAAAAGUUUGUCGUACUUUGCGAAGGGGAAAUUAGAGAGACGAUUAUAAAUCGUCCCGUGUUCCAGAACUUAUUUGACUUAAAAUUAAAACCAGAAGUCUAUGAAAAAGUGACCACAACUUUUACAAUCUCGUUACAAGGAAACGAAGAACUUAAUUUGAAAACAGCUUUCGAGAAUAAUGAAACAAUUUUAAAAUACGUGACUACCAACGAUCUACUGGAUAUGUUAGACGGACCCUUAUGUAUAGGGAGGCAAAGGGAAACACUCUGUCACCCUUAUAUCGAACGACAUUUGUCACGAACUAUGGUAGAUAUUAAAUAUUUAGACCACAUUGACGAUCAGACCAUCGUUCUCUUAAAUUUUAAAAGCAAUGUUGAUCAAGUGGAUCAACUCAACAAAUAUAAUACGACAGAUAUUGAUGAUCCGAAUUUGGAUAAAUCAGUUCCAGGUGUGAAGAUUUAUGUAAGUAAAAAUAAAUGUAGUGACAUUGAGUUUGAAAAACUUUGCUGCAGUAGAUCAGAAAUUAACGUUAUUCAUUAUUUCAAGUUUUUUAACAACGAGAGCUUAGAAUGGGUUCGAAGUAAAGGUGACGUGAGUGGAAUUCAAAAAUAUAAAAUAUCUAACAACAACUAUCAAACCGAAAACGAUUUUUGCUCCUUCGACGACAUUAAGAACAUUAUUGUAAUAUCGGCGAACCCUGGAAUGGGGAAAACUGAGUUAAUGACAAGCUUGAAACGCAAAUGUUCUCCAAAAUACUGGACAGUCACGGUUUAUCCAAAAGAUGUGAAUUUGUUUCUACAAAGUUUGGAAAAAGAUUCGACAUCAAACCACAUCAAAUUGCUCGAAAGUUUUUUGUUAAACUACGAAUUUGUUUCUAAGAGAAAUUUAGACCACGAAAUUUUGAAAUCUUACUUAAAACAACGCCGCGUUCUUUACGUGUGGGAUGCCUUUGAUUUAAUUACAACACAAAAUUUAGAUAAGAUUUCAAAUCUGAUUGUUGAGCUAUCUCAAAAGGGUUUCGUUCAGUUGGUUAAUUGCAGACAACACAUUAAAACCCACCUAGAAAAGAAGUUUGGUGUAAUCUCAAGCAGCCUAAUUGGAUUUAAUGAAGACGAGCAAGAAUAUUAUGUCAGUCAGAGGCUUCACCCUUCCAAAUCGUCUGACGAGAUCAAAAAUGCUAUAGAUAAAAUUAAGUCCAUGCUUGCGUUUGUGAAUGCCGUUGAUAUUUUGGGAAUUCCGGGUGAAAUAUUUAUGCUUGCGGAGCUACUGCUCAGAAAUGAUGUCGUUUUUUCAAAGUUAUUGACUGAUAAGUUUUUAGUGGCAGAUCUUUAUAAAUACUUAAUUUUGGUGAAAUUUUCUACCAGGAAUGAAGUUAUUUGUGACAUUAAAAAUUACCACUUAGAGAACACAAUUCCAAGAAGUCGGGAAAAAACGUUGAUUCAUUAUGAAAGGAUCGCACUAAAGGCAUCAUUUCCUGACGAAAUUUUACAACCGCUGAAACUCGAUUUUCAACUUUCUGCUAAAGUAAUUUAUAGUAACAAGACUUGUCUUCUUGGACUUAUAACCGAAGUACGGAAAAAUGUGCCACAUUUCUUCCACGUCUCUUAUGCCGAAUAUCUGGUAGCUGCAUAUUUUUCGAAAAACCUUAGCCAAGUACCCAAAGAAGUUCUCUUCGAUGGAAAUUACACGAACAUUCGUUUUUUCUUUGACACAAUAAUGGCACUUAACUCGCCAGCUCAUAUUGCCGUUUUGUACAAAAACUUUGAACAGUUAAAUACCUAUGGUGAUGACAUUUUAACUCGGAAAGAUCGUGGUGGAAGAAGUGCGCUGCAUUUACUUUGCUAUGUGAGUCAGGAAUUUCCUCGUUCAGAAAAAAAUUACCUUGAAGCGGUGGGAAAUUUAUUAGAUAAGUGUAGCGUUGCAGAACAAGAUGUGCUAUUUAACAUGACUCCGUUAGCUUAUGCUUGUGAAAGAGAAGCAAGAGCAAAUUCUAAAACUGGAAAUUCCGGGAGUACAUCUCGCGUGCUUGAAUCUCUCAAUGAUCACGAACGAGUUGCUGCAUAUUUAGUAGAUUGUGAAGGACAAACAAGUCUUGGUAACUUUUGUAUUCGGACACCACUCUAUGUGGCUGCCGAAAGCGGCCAAAGAAAACUAGCUAAAUAUUUAAUGGAAUCCGGAGCCGAAAUUAACCGCGUUGAUGAUGACGGUUGCACACCGCUUUUUGCAGCUUCCCGGAACGAUCACGUCAAAACAGUCGAAUGCCUAGUGAAGUGCGGAGCACAAAUAAAUCGCGCUGAUAAUGUUGGUCGGACACCCCUUUUCGCAGCUUCCUUGAAGGGUCAAGAAAAAAUGGUCGAAAACCUAGUGAAGUGCGGAGCAGCAAUCAAUUGCGUAGAUAAAUAUGGUUGGACACCGCUUUACGCAGCUUCCCGGAACGGUCACUACAAAAUUGUCGAAUGCCUAGCGAAGUGCGGAGCCGAAAUCAAUCGCACUGAUGGUGAUGGUGGGACACCGCUUUAUAAAGCUGCCUGGUACGGUCACGAGAAAACUGUCGAAUGUCUAGUGAAGUUGGGAGCAGAAAUCAAUCGCGCUCAUCAUAACGGUGAGACACCGCUUUAUGCAGCCUCUUGGAACGGUCAUGAAAAAAUUAUCGAAUACCUAGUGAAGUGUGGAACAGAAAUCAAUCGCGGUGAUAAUAGUGGGAGGACCCCGCUUCAUGCAGCUUCUUCAGACGGUCAAGACAAAACUAUCGAAUGCCUAGUGAAGUUCGGAGCAGAAAUCAAUCGGGCUGAUAAAAAUGACUGGACACCGCUUUAUGGAGCUUCCCGGAACGGUCACGACAAAACUGUCGAAUGCCUAGUGAAGUGCGGAGCAGAUGUCAAUCGCGCUGAUUAUAUUGGUUGGACGCCGCUUUUCGUGGCUUGCUCGGACGGUCACGAGAAGACUGUCGAAUGCCUAGUGAAGUGCGGGGCAGAAAUCAAUCGCGCUGAUGAAAAAGGUAGAACACCACUUGAUGUCGCUAUUUCACGGAAACACAAGAAUGUAGUAGAUUUUUUAGUAUCAAAAAGUGCAAAAACACAAUUCGUGAAAUUUUCAAAUUGAAU
This is a messenger RNA of Zophobas morio, 8760 nucleotides long. RefSeq lists its product as uncharacterized. The record is from RefSeq and is a predicted model, not a curated record. Gene Ontology annotation, biological process: positive regulation of transcription by RNA polymerase II. NCBI's taxonomy places the organism in Eukaryota, Metazoa, Arthropoda, Insecta, Coleoptera, Tenebrionidae. Gene Ontology annotation, cellular component: nucleus. The transcript is spliced from 7 exons. Gene Ontology annotation, molecular function: protein binding; transcription cis-regulatory region binding. The coding region runs from base 98 to 8758 and encodes 2886 amino acids.